AUGCCCAGACUACGUAGACAAUCGUCUCAACAACGUCAACGUUUAACGGCAUUGAGAGUUCGUACGCAUAGAGACCAAAAUCCUGCGGAUGGGGAAAGGAACGCUCGCAUUUUAGCCACAAGAAGGCAGGAUGCCGAAUUUAGGGAUGCCGAGCGUGAAAGAGACCGCAUUGCUCGACAAUCGAGGAGAAGGUCCUCCUUCAACAGAGCAGUUGAGCAGUUACGCGAUAUGGCUCAACAUUCUCGUCGCCGAUUGGAUGAAAAUUACCGACUUAUAGAACAAGAACGCAAUACGACGGAGCAUUCGAUCCGUCGAGAAAACGAAAGCUAUAGGCAGGUGGAAAGAGAACGGGAUGCCGAAGGACAUCGUAUACGCAGAGAAAAUGAAAGCAUUCGACAAACUGAAAGAGAGCGGGAUGCCGAAGGACAUCGUAUACGCAGAGAAAAUGAAAGUAUUCGACAAAUUGAAAGAGAGCGGGAUGCCGAAGGACAUCGUAUGCGUAGAGAAAAUGAAACUUAUCGCCAAACAGAAAGAGAGCGGGAUGCUGAAGAACACCGCAUUCGUCGCCAGGACGUUAAUUUCCAAACAUCGGAACAAGAACGAAAUACAGCCGAACGUUCACGUCGUCGGGAAAACGAAGACUAUAGACAAGCGGAAAGAGAACGGGAUGCCGAAGAACAUCGUGUUCGUAGGCAGGACAUAACGUAUAGAUUGUUCGAGCAGGAACGAAAUACUGCCGAACAUUCAUUACGCCGGGAGGAUGAAAGUUAUCGACAAGCUGAACGAGAGAGGGAUACUGAAGCACACCGUAUUCGUCGACAGGAUAUUUCGUACCGCUUGUCCGAGCAAGCUAGAAAUACCCGUCGCCGAUUCAUUCGUCGGCUUGAUAUUACAUAUAGACAGGCAGAACGUUUAAAUGACUCGGAACAACAUAUUGUUCGAAGAACGAAUCAAGUAUACCGCAUUUCUGAGCAGCAACGCAAUACCCAACAACGUCGUGAAGCUAGACGACUUAAUCGAUACAACCGCCAAUGUGCUGUAAGGGGUGCCGUUGUUAAUGUACCAAUUCAAUUAGAUAAAACAGUGAAUGUACUUCCACGAAACUUUAAUCAAACGGAAGUUGUUCAAGUUCAUCUAAAGCGUAGGCUACAAUAUGAACAAAGUUUCAUGACCGAAACCAUACGACCAGCAAAAAUUUACGAGGCAGCAAGAUAUCUCAUAAAUACAGAACUGUAUACGAAACAUAAUAUAGUUCUUUCCGCGGAAUGGUUGAAUAAUGUUAGUUCUGCUGAAGAAAUACCUUUCGUUUCCAACGUGGAAGACGCAGAGGUAGUCUCUCAAUUAAUAAAUAAUAAUUUAGCACAGGAUGAUAUUGAAGAAGUGAACCCACAAGAAACUUUAUUAGAUAAUAAUCCUGUAGAAAAUAUGCCAUUGCAGCGUAUUUCCGUGGCUCCCGGCGAAGGACAGCGGCCGUUAGAUAUGCUCUUGGACGAGGAUUCUGAGGAACUUUCCUAUCCUACAAUAUACUGCG
This is a messenger RNA of Musca vetustissima, 1531 nucleotides long. RefSeq names its product RNA-binding protein 25-like. Lineage: Eukaryota; Metazoa; Arthropoda; Insecta; Diptera; Muscidae. The record is from RefSeq and is a predicted model, not a curated record. The transcript is spliced from 2 exons. The annotation marks the transcript as partial.